Cylicocyclus nassatus is the source of this 1576-nucleotide messenger RNA. NCBI's taxonomy places the organism in Eukaryota, Metazoa, Nematoda, Chromadorea, Rhabditida, Strongylidae. The record is from the annotation of a GenBank genome assembly.
AGUCAAGCUACGCUAUAUUUUCUAGUAGUACCUCUCACGGACUGGUUGUAUAAACAGCAGCCGUACGUAACACCAUGCCUGAUCAUCUUGGUUCCGAUAUGCGAAAGCAGAAGAAGGAUGUUGAUGCGGAUGACGACAAGCCUUUCCAAGCAUUGGAUGAAGGAGAUAUUGCUGUUUUGAAACGGUACGGGCAAGGACCUUAUGCUGAACAGUUGAAGCAGCUUGAGACUGAUAUUGAAGAUUGUGUCAAGAAGGUGAACGAAUUGUCGGGAGUGAAAGAAUCGGACACAGGUUUGGCACCACCGGCAUUAUGGGAUAUCGCGGCCGACAAGCAAGCCAUGCAGCAGGAGCAACCUCUGCAGGUCGCUCGAUGCACAAAAAUCAUCACCGGAGAAGGCCACGAUCCGCGAUAUAUGAUCAAUGUGAAACAGUUUGCAAAAUUCGUCGUCGACCUAGCUGAUACAGUUGCUCCCACUGAUAUCGAGGAAGGAAUGAGAGUUGGCGUGGAUCGCAACAAGUAUCAGAUUCACUUGCCGCUACCAGCUAAAAUAGAUCCCACUGUCACCAUGAUGCAGGUUGAAGAGAAACCUGAUGUAACUUACGCUGAUGUCGGAGGUUGCAAAGAGCAAAUCGAAAAGCUCCGAGAAGUAGUCGAAACUCCACUUCUUCAUCCUGAACGAUUCGUCAAUCUUGGUAUCGAGCCACCCAAAGGUGUACUUCUCUAUGGACCACCUGGAACUGGCAAAACAUUGUGCGCUCGUGCUGUGGCUAACAGGACGGAUGCUUGCUUUAUCCGUGUAAUCGGCUCAGAGUUGGUACAAAAGUAUGUUGGCGAAGGAGCACGUAUGGUACGAGAAUUGUUCGAAAUGGCUCGAUCUAAGAAAGCCUGCUUAAUCUUCUUUGACGAGAUCGAUGCUGUAGGAGGAGCGCGAUUUGACGAUGGCCAAGGAGGUGAUAAUGAAGUGCAACGUACGAUGCUGGAACUCAUCAAUCAGCUCGAUGGUUUUGAUCCAAGAGGAAACAUAAAGGUUCUGAUGGCAACGAAUCGUCCUGAUACCCUUGAUCCUGCUCUUAUACGUCCGGGUCGUUUGGAUCGUAAGAUCGAAUUCGCUCUGCCAGAUCUGGCAGGAAGGGCACACAUUUUGAAAAUUCAUGCCAAGCAGAUGAGCGUUGAAAGGGACAUCCGGUACGAUCUGCUGGCACGGUUGUGUCCUAACAGCACUGGUGCGGAGAUCCGCUCUGUGUGUACCGAGGCUGGUAUGUUCGCCAUUAGAGCACGUCGCAAGGUAGCCACUGAGAAAGACUUCUUGGAAGCCAUUAAUAAGGUCAUCAAAGGUUAUGCGAAGUUCAGUGCAACUCCAAGAUAUCUGACGCAUAAUUAAAAGUGAGAGAAUGAACGUUCAUUUAUACAUGUAAAUUAUUGACUUCAUAAUCUUGAAUGAAUCAUUGAUGUCUUCAACGCAUCCUUGUUUGAUGAUGAUCAAUUAAAUUUAUACAUUUCUUCAUUAUGGUGUAUGAUCCUCCACUUCCGUAGUUUUCGAUCGCAGUCCUAAUAAAAAGUGAGUUCAUGUAUAGC